Messenger RNA from Stegastes partitus (bicolor damselfish), 3880 nucleotides. Its product is annotated as desumoylating isopeptidase 2-like. Gene Ontology annotation, biological process: protein deubiquitination. Lineage: Eukaryota; Metazoa; Chordata; Actinopteri; Pomacentridae. The transcript has 4 exons. The annotation marks the transcript as partial. The record is from RefSeq and is a predicted model, not a curated record. Gene Ontology annotation, molecular function: deubiquitinase activity.
UACUGGAUCAAUGAGUUCACCAGCUCUCUGGGCAUAGGAGUCUUUCACUCAGGGAUUGAGAUCUAUGGAAGAGAGUUUGCCUAUGGCGGACACCCGUACCCAUUCUCAGGGAUCUUUGAGAUCACGCCAGGUGAUGCAACUGAACUCGGCGAGACCUUUAAGUUCAAAGAAGCCAUAGUCCUGGGCAGCACAGACUUCACAGAGGAGGAUGUGGAGCGGAUCGUGGAGGAGAUGGGGAAGGAGUACAAAGGCAACGCCUACCACCUCAUGCACAAGAACUGCAACCAUUUCUCCUCAGCGCUGUCAGAGAUCCUGUGCGGCAGGGAGAUCCCUCGCUGGGUCAACCGGCUGGCCUACUUCAGCUCCUGCGUGCCAUUCCUCCAGAGCUGCCUGCCCAAAGAGUGGCUGACCCCCGCGGCCUUACAGUCCAGCGUGAGCCAGGAGCUGCACGGAGGAGGAGAGCUGGAGGAGGCCGAGGACGCCGCCGCCACAGCCUCCCUGGCCUCCAUGUCGCCCUGCUCACCUUCGUCCUCCUCCAGCCCCACCUCGUCUUUGCCUCGUCACUCUCGCCACCACCAGCCCCGCCGGUAGAGGCUGCUUGCAAGGUCUGCUGGGAACCUUUGUGGGCUGGACUUGUUGUUGCAGAGACGGUCAGGUGACAGAGAACCUGCAGCAGGUCCAAGCUGCAGCCAAAAGUCCUGUCAGACUGUCCUGGAGCACGACGCUGAGCCUGCUCUGGGUGAGAACGUCGGCCAAACCUCGACAACGAGGAAGGGUUUUUCCUCCCAGAAAGGAAAAGGAGCUCUUGCUGCUGACAAAGGCAGGAAACUUACUUUCAUCUCUCCCAUCUGGAGCGAAAUCCAAACUAUUUCCCCUCAAGCCUCUUUCACUAACUUACCUGCCAAACUUCUGGGUGUUUGUCCAGCGGCGUUCUUUAAGAUUUACCAGCCACGUCCAGAUGUUACCAGCGCUUAGUUCAUAUUUGGUGCCUGUUGAAGUGGAAGCCAGAGAGAGGGGAUCCUGAAAAAAGAUGCACAAGUUUGGGUCAGUUGACAGGAAGAAAGAUUGUUUUUUAUCCGGCACAAAUCAGGGUAUGUUUCUGUUUUCUUUUCAGAAGUGUUUGGAGAACGUGUGAGGCUUUGACGCUACCGCUUGUUGCCGAUUUUCAGUCAGGUGAAGCUGAUUCAGGUCGAGCUGUUGUGGAUGUUCGGCCGGUUAGCAGGUGCCUGGUUUACCGUCCCUCUCCCUCCUUCGACCUUUAGCUCUAACAGCCACAAUCAAAACACACAUUGGAGCUAAACAUGUUCUGAAAAUUACUGCAUUUGCUUUGUGUUUGUAGUGAGUCAUGAAGGCAGGCAAGCAACGGAUGUAAAGUGGAGCGUCAGAGCGAGAUGGGGUAAUCGUUGGUUCACAUGAAUGGUGGCAGAAAUAGCUGAGCGGAGACUGAAGAAAGCCGAGAGCUAAAGAAAGAGAAGUUCUUCUUCCCCCUCGCUUUAGCUGGAAGAGUGCGGUGUGAGGGGAUUUCCGAGGUGACGAGGACACAUGAGAAAAGGUUGUUCAGUUGCACAAAUCGAUUCCUUAUUUCCUUUUUUACAUCAUACUGCUUAUCUUUACGUCUCCAGGCCUCUAAAGUUCAAAUGAAACCCGUUGAAAGGUUAAAAAAAAUCCCUGUUUCAGUGCAAUUUGUUGAAAAGCUCAUAAUUUACACGAUGACAGACGGCGUUUACUGUCGCGUCGAACAUCCACGUAGUCUGAGAACUGAAUCCUGCACAGAAACCAGAGGAAGCCUGACCUCUGCAUCCCCAUCCUGGUUUUAAACGCACACAGUUCUGGCGCUGGUAUCACUUGGCGUGCGGCUGGUAAAUGUUUGAGCCGGACGUCUGGCUGCUGAAACCCAGAGAGCAGCGGCUGGAUUUAGGAAUCCAUACACUUUGCCUCAAAAUGCUGUGAGCGCAUCAGGACCUCAGACUCUUUUAUUUUUCUAUCACAGCAGGCUGGAAGUCGACUACAAUCAGCCUCAUGAUCGUCGAUCCAUACGAGACGCCCUGGAUGGGUUCGGUUGCGGGUAACCUCCAAGUCCCACUUUGAUGUCAAACCUGUAGCAGCUGUUCGAGUCCUCCCUCCCGUCAUGGAAUCACAGAUUUGAUGAAACCAAAUGAUUUCUCAGCCUUUAGUCUAAUGAUCAUGAAGUAGCAGCAGCAGUUUCCAGUAUCGUUAAAUGUUCCGAUGUGUUCUGGUUUAGCGCAGGCAGUGACUUCAGCCCUUCUCAGACACGAAACGUUCUGUUGAAGUGACGGCGUUCAGACAGAAGGUCGCUUAACUUUCCUCACAUCCAGAGAUAAUUAUUAUUGAGUAAUUAAUGGAGUUAUCGCACAAAUGCGCAUCAGUUUGGCGACGCUGGUGUGGAUUAGGGAUCGACCGAUGCUGGUUUUUCAGGGCAAAUGCCGAUUAUUGGUCAUGAAGGAAGAACAUUAACCGAUAUUUUGAGCUGAUGUGAGGGGUUGUAUUUGACAGCAUUCGAUAGCAGCAAACAUGGCGUUCAAUUAAGGCAGCUUCUAGCAACUGGAGCGAUGGCUGUGACGUUCUCUGUUCACUGAUGGGUCCAUCGAUUGAGAUUGUGUGUCAUAGAGUUCCUAAUCUUUCUCUCUUCCAUCACUUUUAUUGCCCAUGAGAGUACCUAACCUAAAGCAUUUUCAAUUACUCUUUUACAGAUACUGUUCUGGGGUAAUCUGUGCCCCCCUAACUUAGCCGCUAGCGUAGCCUGAGCCACUGUGAAAGCUGUUGGUUUCCUUGUCUGCAGCAGUGGUUCAGGGUUCUUGUUCGGUUUUGGCAGGUUGUGUUUCUGGUAGAGAAACCGCAGAGUAACUACAGAAAGAGAGAAGCAGCUGCAUCCGACCCAAAGUAGAGGAGGUGAUAAUCGGUUAAUAGGAAUAAUGAUAAUCAGAGACGUAUCGGCCCAGAUAGAAGGUCGAUAAUCGGUCAGUCCUUAAUCCUGCUGCUGCCUCACGCUGCAGGAAAAACUCCUAAAACAGCUGAAAGCAACAAACUGCUGUUGAUGUGAACAGUGAGUCUCAUUAAGUAAGUUUUAUUUUAAUGGACAUUUCAGUUUGUAGUUGAUGUGAAAUUCUAGGGCAACGUUAACGAGCGGUUUUGGCUCUUUGUUUUGAUUUUUAGACCAAUAUUGGUGCUGAAAUGUGGACAAAGCCUUCCCCUAAGUUGACUCAGAGUAUCUUGUGCGUCCCUGUUUGUUGAUGGUAGUGGUGAAAGCGAUCUGUAAAGGUUACCACGUAGUAAGAGUUUAACUUCUUUAACACGUUCAGAUGCCGUCAGAUUAACAGAAAAGCAGCGCGUGUCUGAAAGGGGCUUUGGAGAUUAGACGUUUCUUUCUCAGUAGCAGCUGCCGAGGUGCCUUUUGAGCAAGGCGCUGAACCCACAGGUGUUCCAGUGACCAGCAGUAGACGGCUGUGGUCGGACUGGACGGAUCCCCGCUGAUGUCAGUCGGUGUAUGAAGUAGAGUCACUUUCCUCACAUCUGUGUCCGGUUCGGGACGACGCACGUUGGUGUCGAUUCGGGUCAUUUUGAAACUUGACACUGAAACCAUCAUUUGCUCAGACAAGUCUUUUCUAGUAUUUCCACCAGAAGAUGCUGCUUUUCCUACACGACGAGCGCCUCGUUUCAAACUCUACACAUGCUGUUAACGACAACACGAGUGCUGUACAAUGUGUCCUGUCCCCAGCGAGAGCCACGGAUGUGUUGGAAAGAUUUAAUGAUGGAAGUCUGAGGACGGUCGAAUCUAAAAAAAAAAAAAAAAAAAAAAGUCUUGUUUAUGUUUUUUAAAUCCUUAUUGUAUUUCUAUGAUAUAAAGACUCUCUGGCCUUUU